Moneuplotes crassus is the source of this 1368-nucleotide messenger RNA. The record is from the annotation of a GenBank genome assembly. NCBI's taxonomy places the organism in Eukaryota, Ciliophora, Spirotrichea, Euplotida, Euplotidae.
UUUUAAAGCUAAAAUAUGGAACGGAGACCAGCCAAGAUGACUUAUAUAAGUAUGAAGCAGCCAGAUACAGUGCCAAUAGAUGAUUUGGGUGAGUCGAAAGUGAGGGAUAGUGUAUUGGAUAGGAGAAGAGUGUGAAGAAUUGAAGAAAUGGUGAUGAGACAAGGGAAUGUGCUGAAGAAGUAUGAGGAGAGAGGGAAAAGGGGAUUUUGAGCAAGGAUAAGGCAGAUUAAGGAAGUUUUGAAAGGAGUGAGGGAGAGGGCAAAAAGGGUGUAUUUUGAGUGUAUGGAGGAGAAUGAGCAGGAUUUAAUUAGGAGAAUUGAUGAAAUUUUCUAUGCUGCAGAUAGAAUUUUGGACAAAUAUUCAGAAAUGCUUGUUUCAUAUUCCCAAAACGAAGAGUGCAAAUUAUCUUGCAGUAUGAAUAAUAUCCCCUCACUUCGCUGUAAUCUAGGUCUUAUCAAGCUAAAUCAAGUUGCAGCUUUGGGAAUCAGAAGGCUUAAGGAGCUCGAGUUGUUCAAGAAGGAACAGAAAAUAUUAGUAAAUGCUUGAUAUGCAGUUAUCCCAACUAAACUCUCUGGCUCUUACUACUACUCCAGCACAAGUCCUACUCUCCCCAAUCUAUUCAAGUUCAGGAUGAACAUCCAGACUUGGCCAAAAGUUAUGAAAAUGUUAACCCACGUUGUCCCGAGUGGGCCUACAGCUGUGAGGUUAUAGGGAAGCUGCCAGAUUGGGUGGAGGAAAGGACCUAUUGGAAGGUUUUGAAGAGAUUUAUGGGGAAAGUGGAUAUCGUGGAGUUUAAUGGCAAAUUUUGUACUGAUUGAGUGGUUUGAGCGAGAUUGGUAGCUAGAGAAAGGAGGUUUGGAAGAGUGAGAAUUUUGUUGAGGAAAUUUAAUAUCAAUGAAUCUCAAAUGAAGCAGAUACUUGCUCUAAAUAAAAUCCAUCAAAGUAUAACCUUCAUGCAAUGAAAGUUCUCUUUCCCAACUAUACCAGAUUUCUCAAAAUGUCUUAAAGAUACCUCUCUCUGAAAGAUAUCCUUCACUGAUUGUGCAGGCCAUCUCUACAACAAUUGGGCUAGGAGACCACAAGAGUUGAAUAGGUUGAUCAUGGGCUUGGCGAACUCGGACUUGAGGCUAAAGCUGGAGGAAGUGGAUUUUGGAGGGUUCUGGGAGGUGGAGAGAGGGUUUGUGAAGAGGAUAUUGAGGCAGAAUGGGUUAGGACAUGUAGAAAUUAGUGGGCAUUUUGAGGAAGAUGAGAGCUUGUUUGAUUUGUGCUGAGAAUCUGAGAGUUAACAGCAGAGAAUGUUAGUUUUUAUGAUGUUAUGUGGUCUUAAGUUAUUUAAAAAUAAGCUGAUACUUGCAAAAGUAACAAUUA